Molecule: messenger RNA, 1398 nt
Organism: Rhinocladiella mackenziei CBS 650.93
Lineage: Eukaryota; Fungi; Ascomycota; Eurotiomycetes; Chaetothyriales; Herpotrichiellaceae
Exons: 1
Coding region: 1-1398 (465 amino acids)
Biological process (GO): DNA alkylation repair; DNA repair
Cellular component (GO): nucleus
Molecular function (GO): zinc ion binding; ubiquitin binding; dioxygenase activity
Source: RefSeq, a predicted model, not a curated record
AUGGAGUCGUUCAUCUCAUGCAAGAGACGUCGCGUGUCAGCAGACACGCUGGCGAAUCCCACUACGCCGUAUGACGAAGACCACGAAGAGGAAACAACGGAUGUCAAAUUAGCGAUUCUCUCGUCGCUAUAUCCAGAGAGGCACCAGAACGACCUGCUUGAAGUCCUGUUGAGCUACGAAGGCUCUGUUAACCUGGCUAUCGAGUCCUUGUCAGCCUCGAUAAAAGAUUCACCGUCAACGCCAACGCGUCGACUCACCGCGCCUGGUCUGCAAAGUGCUCUUCCUUUCACGUUGGAGAAUAAAAGCCCGUCAAAAUCCGGGUUGCCACCGUUGACAAGGAAAGGGAAGACACUACACUUGUACACGCCGCAGGAUAUCGCGACACACACGCCCUGCUCCAUCGUUCAUAACUUCCUCCCACCGGAUCUAGCCAACGCAUUACUGGACGAACUUCUAGCCGAAGUCCCCAGCUACGAGAGUGUCAGGUUCAAAAUCUUCGACCGUGUGGUCAAAUCUCCGCACACGGCGUGCUUCUACGUUGACAGCCUGGUGGAACUCCAGCGCCAGAGGAGCGAGUACUACUACAACGGGAAUGACUUGGGGGAUAUCCGCCAGAUCCUCCCUGUGAUGCGUCAAGUCAGCGACCUGGUUCGCGACGCCGUGAACAAGGAAAUCGCCAUUCGCAUCCGUGACUUCUACCCUGACAGCAAGAAGCUCAAGUACCAGUCACCCCAAGAAUGGCAACCGAACGCUGCGUUCGUGAAUUGCUACGACGGAGGCGCCCAGCACGUCGGCUACCAUUCUGACCAGCUUUCUUAUCUCGGUCCACGACCCAUCAUCGGUAGCCUGAGCCUGGGCGUGGCACGAGAGUUUCGUGUGCGAAAAAUCGUGCCCAAAGACGACCCGGACGACAACAAAGAGAAGACCAAGUCCGAUUCGUCCAAUCAUCCAGCUUCUGCCGCCGACAUCUCCGGUCAAAUCGCCAUUCAUCUACCUCAUAACUCACUUCUGGUCAUGCACGCGGAGAUGCAAGAGGAAUGGAAACAUAGCAUCGCGCCGGCAGUGACCAUCACGCCGCAUCCGGUGGCAGGCAACAAGCGCAUCAACAUCACCUAUCGCUGGUACCGAGAAGAAUUCCGACCGAAACACACUCCAAAAUGUCGUUGCGGCGUACCCUGCGUGUUGAAGACCGUGCAGAGACAAAGAGCCAAUCGCGGGAGGUAUAUGUGGAUGUGUCAAGUUGGGAACAAACCAGAUGGAGGCAAGGGAUGCGGGUGGUUUGAGUGGGCGAGGUUCACGGACGAUGGAGUGCCGGUUGGUUGGAAAGUUGGUGGCAAUGAAGAUGCCAACAGAAAGAAGCGAGAGGAUGCUUGUGAUUCUGAGUUGGCGCAUGACUAA